Messenger RNA from Aspergillus uvarum CBS 121591, 1309 nucleotides. RefSeq names its product TauD/TfdA dioxygenase family protein. Gene Ontology annotation, molecular function: 2-oxoglutarate-dependent dioxygenase activity. The record is from RefSeq and is a predicted model, not a curated record. Bases 22 to 975 code for a protein of 317 amino acids. The transcript has 3 exons. NCBI's taxonomy places the organism in Eukaryota, Fungi, Ascomycota, Eurotiomycetes, Eurotiales, Aspergillaceae. Gene Ontology annotation, cellular component: cytoplasm.
AAAAAAAAUCGUUCUUCUAUCAUGGCCCCAUCACUGACCGAAGCGGCCGCCCAUGUCGUUCCUAUUCCCACGAAGGCAUCGCAAAGAGAGCCUGUCCAAGCGACCGGCGCACUCGACGCCUACGACUCCUUCGACGUGACUCCCAUCAUCGGUCGCGAGUUCAGCAAUGCGAGCCUGAAAGAGUGGCUGCGUGCCCCCAACUCUGAUGAUCUCUUGCGAGACCUCGCCCUCACCGUCUCCCAGCGCGGCGUGGUCUUCUUCCGCAAACAAGACGACCUCGACAACGACCUCCAAAAGGAACUCGUGCAGCGCCUGGGCCAACUAUCUGGCAAGCCCUCCACCUCGGGCCUGCACGUCCACCCGAUCAUCAACGCAGACCGGGAACACGGCGACAAGGACAACGAGAUCAGCGUGAUCAGCUCACGGGCGCGGCAGAAGCUCUUCAAGGGGUUCGAGAAGCGCCAGAGCAACAAGCGCGAGUGGCACAGUGAUAUCACCUUCGAGCCGAUUCCCAGCGACUAUACGAUCUUGCGGCUGACGGAGUUGCCGACGACGGGCGGGGACACCCUGUGGGCCUCCGGCUACGAGCUGUACGACCGCAUUUCCGAGCCCUACCAGAGGUUCCUCGAGGGACUCACAGCCACCUACGCGCAACCCGGAUUCAACGAGAUCGCCAAGAACAACGGGUUCGAUGUGUUCGUCGGUCCGCGGGGCGCCCCCGAGAACGUCGGCGAGGUCCUGCAAGCCACCCACCCGGUGAUCCGCACCAACCCAGUGACGGGAUGGAAGAGUGUCUUUGCCGUGGGUCACCAUGUGCAAAAGAUAGAUGGGCUGACCGAGGAGGAGAGUCGCCAUCUGCUGGACUGGUUUGUGCAGUUGAUUGUCGAGAACCAUGACCUCCAGGUUCGGUUGCGGUGGCAGAAUCCGAAUGAUUUGGGUAAGUUGCUGCCCUCGGAUCCUUUCUUUGAUGUGUAAAGUAGGGAAGUGGCUAACGAGAUUCACAUGCACAGCCAUCUGGGACAAUCGCAGUGUGUACCAUGCGGCUACCCCAGACCAUGAGGAUUUUGGCCCGCGCACUGGGCAGCGCGUGGUGGGGUUGGGUGAGAAGCCUUAUUUGGAUCCGAGCAGUACCGGAAGACGUGAGGCUUUGGCGAAGACUGCAUGAAUUUCGAGGCUAUGGUUUGGUUGGUGGGUGAAUGCUAUGGGCGAUGUUGCCGAGGCUAACGAAUGCCCUUGUGUUUAGUUGACUAAGUACUUAGCAUCUGCGGGCUGUCAAAGCCAUGGCGCAAGACUAAUCCAGAAUAUUUUG